Molecule: messenger RNA, 351 nt
Organism: Porites lobata
Lineage: Eukaryota; Metazoa; Cnidaria; Anthozoa; Scleractinia; Poritidae
Source: the annotation of a GenBank genome assembly
AUGAGCUUCGAAAGAGUUCAUCGAAUUUCUAACACCCGAGCUGUUAAUCAAACCAACAAAUCUAAGAGUCCGCGCCCAAUAAUCGCCAAAGCCAGCUUUUAUCAAGACAAGGAGCAAAUUUUUUCAUACGCUAGAAGCUUACCAAAAGACUCAAAGAUCGGUGUUGCCAGUGACUUCCCAAAAGAAAUUGCCGAUAUGCACAAGAAACUUUACCCAAUCUUGAAAGCCGCUAAAGCCCAGAAGAAAAAAGCUUUCUUUAAUGUCGACAAACUUAUUAUUGAUGGGCAAGUUUAUCGUGGAAAAGAAACUAAAGAUCUUCCUCUGUACGGUAAAGUUAUGGUACAUGAUUAG